AUGACCAAGGUGAAGGUGGGGAUGGACGAUCCGUCGUCUGUGGAGUUUGUGGAGAGGAGGAGAGCAGCUCUGGAGAGGUACCUCCAGAGAAUAGUGAGCCACCCCACGCUGCUGCAGGACCCUGAUGUGAGAGAGUUCCUGGAGAGAGAAGAGCUGCCCAGAGCCGUGAACACUCAGGCCCUCAGUGGAGCAGGAUUCCUCAAAAUGAUCAACAAAGCUUCAGACGCAGUCAACAAGAUGACCAUCAAGAUGAACGAGGCCGACACCUGGUUUGAAGACAAGUUCCAGGAGGUGGAGAACGAGGAGCAGCAGCUGAGGAAGCUCAGUGCUGUAGUGGACUCUCUGGUCAAUCACCGCAAAGAGCUCUGCAUGAACACGGCGCUGUUUGCUAAGAGCAUGGCGAUGUUGGGGAACUCUGAGGACAACACGGCGCUGUCGCGGGCGCUGUCUCAGCUCGCCGAGGUCGAGGACAAGAUGGAGGCGCUGCACCAGGAGCAGGCCGCCAACGACUUCUUUGUCCUGGGGGAGCUGCUUUGUGACUACAUCCGCCUGGUGGGGGCCGUGAGGGCCUAUCAGUGCGGAGUCCCCAGUAACGAGAACCACCUGCUCGUCAUCGUCAUCAUCUCGGUCGGAGCCUUCACCAUCAUCGUAGUCAUCGUCGGAGCCUUCCUCUGUACCAGACGCACCAACUCACACCAGAAGAAGUAA
Knipowitschia caucasica is the source of this 708-nucleotide messenger RNA. Lineage: Eukaryota; Metazoa; Chordata; Actinopteri; Gobiiformes; Gobiidae. The record is from the annotation of a GenBank genome assembly.